Messenger RNA from Solea senegalensis (Senegalese sole), 1528 nucleotides. RefSeq names its product odorant receptor 131-2-like. Bases 242 to 1153 code for a protein of 303 amino acids. NCBI's taxonomy places the organism in Eukaryota, Metazoa, Chordata, Actinopteri, Pleuronectiformes, Soleidae. Gene Ontology annotation, biological process: G protein-coupled receptor signaling pathway. Gene Ontology annotation, molecular function: G protein-coupled receptor activity. The transcript has a single exon. Gene Ontology annotation, cellular component: membrane. The record is from RefSeq and is a predicted model, not a curated record.
ACUGUGACUGACUGUGAACCACUUUUCAAGAAUGGUUUGGUAAACUGCGUGUUGUGUUUGGAUUUAUUGUAUUUGAAACACUAAAAUAAUGCACAUGCUUUCAUCAUCACUUUUAACCAGUUGAUUCAAACUGACAUUUAUUGAGCUCUUGAAUUAUUCUAGAUCUUUUGUGGGAGCUAAAUGACUCGUAUCUGUGGAUCUUUAAAAAUGCACUUUUUACUUUAACUAAAAAUUACAGUAAAUGGCAGCCAAUGACUCUUCAGUGCGCGUGAUCAAUGACAGGAUCAUUAUAGUUCAGGUUCUCAUAUCACUUUUCCUUUGCAUCAACCUUUUGCUGAUAACAGUCUUUUUCAUGAAGGAUUUCUUCUACACAACCAUGCGCUACAUCUUCUUUGCACUGACUCUCAUGUCUGAUUGUGUGAUUUUAAUCCUGAGUAAUGUUCUGCUCCUUUUCUCUUAUUUUGAAUUCACCAUAAAUAUGUCAUUGUGUCUUAUUGUGUACGUGGCUUUGUCUUUAUACACUUUUGUCACUCCGGUGACUCUGACAGUGAUGACGCUGGAGCGCUUUGUGGCCAUUUGCAUGCCACUGCGACACGGAGAGCUGUGCUCCACACGCAGCGCUCUGCACUGCGUCCUCAUCAUUCACAGCGUCAGCUCUCUGCCCUGCGUGGUUUUCCUCUCCAUCUUCUUCGCUUCUGCGAGCCACAGGUUUUACACCAAAAGCGACAUGUGCUUUGCAGAGAAGUUCAUCUUCCACACCUGGCAGGGUCACCUUAGGUCUGCAAUAAGUCAGUUUUACUUCCUGACCAUGUGUAUAGUUAUCAUGUUCUCAUACUUUAAAAUAAUGAAGGUGGCCAGAGCUGCAUCAGGACAGAACAGGAAGUCAACAUGGAAAGGCCUCAGAACUGUGGUUCUUCAUGGCUUUCAGCUGCUCCUGUGUCUUUUCCAGCUGUGGUGUACUUUCAUUGAAGCUGCUGUGCUUCAGAUUUACCCGAUGGUCUACAUUAAUGUCAGGUACUUUAACUACAUUAUGUUCAUUCUUUCUCCGAGGUGUUUGAGUCCUCUUAUUUAUGGCCUCAGGGAUGAAAAGUUUUUUUUUGCUCUGAGAAGCUUUGUUCUUUGUGGUUUGUAUAAGAAACAAUUGUCAAAUUAAUUGUGAUUGACCUGUGAAAACUACAGAAAAUAACAUGUAUGUACACACUGAGUUACAAAUACAUUUCAAUUGUCUUACCUUCAUAGAAACAUGUAAUUCAUUCAUUUAUGCAGUAAAAAAAAACAUAAAUGCUCAAAUAUAUGAGUCUGAUGACACUUAAAGCCAUGAAAAUGUAAUCCUUAUAGAUUUAUGAACAAUAUUUGUUCAUAUUUCAACCUCAGCUGCAGGACCUCUCUAUUGUCUUUGUAUGUGAUCACGUUUUAUUCAUCACUGUUAUGAAUAUCUGUUGAUUGUACUAACCUUCAGAACAUUUUCUAAGAUGUAGAUUCAUAAAAAUUGUAACAGUCUUGAAAAUAAAUGCUUAUCCAUGCCAGA